UAUUGCUCACUUAUAAACCCAUGAUCUUCCACGAAAUUAACCAACGUGGGACUCACUCUCAAUAAUUCUCAACAUGCCCCAUUGGCUUAGCGGAAAGGGAAGGACUGUCAGGCCGUAUGCCUAUGGAUACAGAUUUUUUUGAAAAAGUACGGGCUGACUCGGAAGCUUGGGACCUUGGCUUCGUCUUUUAAAAAAAUGUUGUAAGUGACAAAUGCGUGAACAAUCGAGAUUUCGUUAGAUUUUACGCUUUUUCUUUAUUGUGUUUUGUGAAGUUUUUAUGAUGAAACAAGAAUAUAUAUGGAAUAUUAUGUGUCCAAAAAGCUGAAACACAUGCGCCUCUCUUUUGUUUUAUUUUGAAGUUCCCAAUCAAAAUAAGCAUCUGAAUCACUUCAAUCACAUCCUCCCCCUCGCAGAUAGCCAUUUGAAAUGAUACCAUAAACCAACCCAACAACUCCUCUUUGAACUGACCACUCUCCCAAAUCCAACUACACACCUCAACAAUGCUCUGUUUCUUCCCACACUCUCUGUUUCUUCUUCUUCUUCUUCUUCCUCUGUUUUCACUUCCCUCUGCUAAUGUUGCAGCACCCAAUUCCAUGCUUCCCUUUGAAGCUGAGACUCUUUUCAAGAUCAUGGAGUCCUUGUCCUCAGAUCAAAACUGGCGGCUCUCUCACCCCAACCCUUGUCAGCCAGGCGCCUCAUGGCCUGGCUUGGAGUGCAUAUCAGCUCCCAAUAACAGUCAUCUCCUUCAUGUCUCAAGGCUUGACUUUGCCUUCUUGAAUUCCUCCUUACAACAGCUUAGCUUCCGAUCCAACCCGGCGCUUGUCGGUCCUAUCCCGCCUCGACUUUCUUCCCUUAAGUACUUGAAGAUCCUCACAUUGUCUCAGAACCGCCUUUCCGGGACGAUUCCGCCUCAGAUUUUCGGCUUGGUGUCCUUGCUGCACCUUGACUUGAGCUACAAUUUGCUCACAGGCACCAUACCAAUUCAGUUGGGUAAGCUCAGAAGCCUUGAAGGACUGGACUUGAGCUAUAAUUCACUCACUGGACCAAUCCCAACCUCAAUUGGCCAACUGGGUCUGCUUCAAAAACUUGACUUGAGCUCCAAUUCACUCACAGGCAACAUCCCUGAUACUAUUGAGAAGGUGAAUUCAUUGGUGUUUUUGGCCUUGAGCAGCAACCAACUUGGUGGGCACUUCCCAAAAGGAUUGGAAAAGUUGCAGAACUUGCAAUACUUCAUCAUGGAUGACAAUCCAAUGCAAAUUCCUCUGCCAUUAGCUGUUGGUAAACUAAUGAAACUUCAAGAACUCAGGCUUGCAAGCUGUGGCUAUUCUGGCAUCAUUCCACCAAGUUUUUCACUCCUGAAAAACUUGACCACUUUAUCACUGCAAAACAAUCAUUUAAGUGGCCAAAUCCCUGUUGGAUUCAGUGGUCUUUCUCAUAUAUAUCACUUGAAUCUCAGCAGAAACUCCCUCACAGGCGCUGUGCCUUUCAACUCAAGCUUCUUGAAAAGGCUGGGCAAGAACUUGGAUCUCAGUGGCAAUCCAGGUCUUUGCUUUAGCCCUUCUGAACCCACUGCCCAGAAAUUUGGUGUCAAUGUCUGUGGAAGCAAUCAGGAAGAUGGCUCAUUCAUCCAACCAAUGAACGAAUCUCCUGCUAAAUCAAGCUUCUGUAAUCCUUUUGCUUUUGUUGUUUGUUUGUUUUUGCAUCAUUUAAUCUUCCAUUAUGCUCUCAUUCUUGUUUAAAUUGAUUCAUUCUGCUU
Molecule: messenger RNA, 1756 nt
Organism: Cucurbita pepo subsp. pepo (vegetable marrow)
Lineage: Eukaryota; Viridiplantae; Streptophyta; Magnoliopsida; Cucurbitales; Cucurbitaceae
Source: RefSeq, a predicted model, not a curated record